Didymodactylos carnosus is the source of this 1008-nucleotide messenger RNA. The record is from the annotation of a GenBank genome assembly. Lineage: Eukaryota; Metazoa; Rotifera; Eurotatoria; Philodinida; Philodinidae.
AUGGAAAGAGACGCUGACCCAUGCAGAACAGUUUCGGCAGAAAAUGUUGUAAACAUGGACGAACUACUAACGGUUGAACAGAAUAAAUUGUCAGCAGCUGUCAGCAGAAACAUCAAGACAGAUUCAAUAAAGGAACAAGAUGAAGGCGAAGUAGAAGAAGAAAUAAAUCUUGAAACCUAUUCUCUGUUGUGGUGUGAUGAAAACGUUAAUAAAACAGAUGAAAAUCGUGAAAUACAAACAGAAUUACGUCGUGCAAUUAACUAUCUGAAAGCAUUUGAUUCAAUUGAUCUGUGCAAACAUUAUAUUCAGCGUAAGUCAAAUGAAGAAAUUAUUUUGAUUGUAUCGGGACGUACUGGAUCACAAUUGAUAAAGUUCGUUACUAAUAGUUCAGUCGAGUUGAUCGAGCAAAUUACGAACGGUCAGUUGAAACUCAACAAGAUUAUAAGACAAGAUUUAAAACUGGCUGUAUUUAAUCCAGCAACGUUAAUCAGAAGGACACCAUUAACAACGACCACACUAGUAUCCUCAAAAGAAUAUUCACAUCAAAAUCUCGACAGUAAUUUUAUGUGGUUUCAGUUAAUGGUUGAAGUUUUUUUGAGAAUGAACGAUGAAACAAGGAAGAAUGGUUUAAACGAACUGAUUGCAAACUGUAAAAAACAGUUUAGUGGUAAUCAUAAUGAUUUAGCAAUUAUUGAAGGAUUAGAAGAAUGCUAUCAUCCGCAAGCUGCUCUCUAUUUGUAUACGAGCGAUUCAUUCUUGUACAAAAUGUUAAAUCGUGCCCUACGAUGUCAAGAUGUGAGCACAUUAGUCACAUUAUGUUUUUUUAUUCGUGAUAUACAUGAUCAAUUGAAAUUUGAACAAAAACUUUUUCCAAGCGAUACAACGGUACAUGUCUUUAGAGGACAACUAAUGUCACUGAAGGAGCUUGAAAAGUUGAAAAUGAAUGUUGGACAUUAUGUGUCGAUGAGCAGUUUCUUUCAACGACAAAAAAUCGACAAAUGGCUUUAG